Messenger RNA from Eucalyptus grandis, 971 nucleotides. RefSeq names its product rRNA-processing protein FYV7. NCBI's taxonomy places the organism in Eukaryota, Viridiplantae, Streptophyta, Magnoliopsida, Myrtales, Myrtaceae. The record is from RefSeq and is a predicted model, not a curated record. The coding region runs from base 114 to 713 and encodes 199 amino acids. The transcript has 3 exons. Gene Ontology annotation, cellular component: nucleus.
AUUCUCUCUCUCUCUCUCUCUCUCUCUCUUACAGAGUACCUGCUCUGUUUCGCCUGAACCUUGCGAUCGUCGGUCGGAAUUCCUGCUGGUCCGCGCCGUGAUUCGUGGCGAAGAUGAAGGGUCGGGCGGGUAAGGACGGAGAGCCCCGCGGAAAGGGCGGUAGAUUCUUCGGUGGCUCCUCAAAGCCUGCGGGGAGCAGCAACAAGGCGGCGGCGAUGAAGAAGAAGAAGCAGAACGUGACGCGUCUGGGAGGCGGCGGCCUCUCCCUCGAGGCCUUUGCCAACAUAAAGUCGACCACGAACCGGAACCAGUACAACCCCGCUCUGAUCAAAAAGAAGAGGGAGUUCUACAAGAAUGCCAAGUAUAUCAGCAAGUACAAGAAAUCCCUAAAGCAUUUAAGUGAGCCAAAUGAUCCAUCGGCCGUGAAACCUUCAGAGGACACAAAGGAAAUGGACAAAUCUAAGAAGAGAAAUAAGAACGAGAAGAGAGGUUCAAAUAGUCUGAGGGAGCUAUACGAGAAGAAGCGUGAGGAGGAAGAGAUAGCAAGAAAGGAGAGGGAGGUGGUUGCACAAGCAAAGAAAGAAGAGAGGGAGAAAGCUGAGGCUCGGAGGAAGGCAGAAAGAGUGAAGAUGUUCAAGAAGACACGGUCCGGUCAACCCGUUAUGAAGUACAGAAUCGAGCAUCUUUUGCAGAGCAUGCAAGGCUCAAAUUAGUGCUUGGGUUGCUCAUUCAAUGGGGAUUUUGUCAUCCCCUUCUCUUUUUCUUUGGUUUCUACACGAGCGGUCUUUGCUUGAACGAGGGAUAUGGCCAUGGUUUCUGGACUUCUUCUGGCCUUUUCAGAAAGUACAACCUGAAAUGGCAUAUUCUUUGAUCUCUGUAUGUAAUGAAAGCUUGUACAUUUUCUUCUAAUAUGAAAUGGCAGCUUCAACAUAUCCAUUAAUUAAUUGGGUGUUCACUGGGUUUUGGCCUAA